This is a messenger RNA of Trichomycterus rosablanca, 840 nucleotides long. It is a transcript of the gene psmc3ip, whose product is annotated as PSMC3 interacting protein. Gene Ontology annotation, cellular component: condensed nuclear chromosome; DNA recombinase auxiliary factor complex. The transcript is spliced from 8 exons. Gene Ontology annotation, molecular function: recombinase activator activity; double-stranded DNA binding. The record is from RefSeq and is a predicted model, not a curated record. NCBI's taxonomy places the organism in Eukaryota, Metazoa, Chordata, Actinopteri, Siluriformes, Trichomycteridae. Bases 53 to 694 code for a protein of 213 amino acids. Gene Ontology annotation, biological process: meiotic joint molecule formation; meiotic strand invasion involved in reciprocal meiotic recombination; homologous chromosome pairing at meiosis.
GGGAAACUUGAGAGGAUCCAGAUUACAGGUUUCUGUUGGUACUGUUGUAAACAUGAGUAAAAAAGACGCUGCAGCUGCUGAGCUGAUACUGUCGUACCUGAAUGAGAAGAACAGACCGUACAGUGCUCAGGAUGUGUUUGGUAAUCUGCAGAAGCAGCACGGUCUGGGGAAAACGGCUGUGGUGAAGGCCAUGGAACAGCUCGCCCAGGAUGGCAAGAUCAGAGAGAAGGUCUAUGGCAAACAGAAGAUCUACUUUGCAGAUCAGUCUCAGUUUGCAGAUGUGAGUGAUGCAGAUCUGAAGAAGAUGGACCUCGAGAUUUCAGACCUUAACAGCCAAGUAGCGACAGUAAAUCAGAGCUGCAGACAGCUGGAUACAGAGCUGAAGGAGCUGAACAGUUCACUGACCACUGCAGAGAUGCUGAAACAGAUCACUGAGCUGAGGGCCGAGUGUGAGAGUUACACAGCACGACUGCAGAACAUUAAAUCAGCCACCAGCCACGUCACCCCUGAGGAGAGAGAAAAAGUGUAUAAGGAGAGGAACCUGUAUGUGAAGGAGUGGAAGAAACGGAAGAGACUGGCUACAGAUAUGAUGGGAAGCAUUCUUGAGGGCUACCCAAAGAGCAAGAGAGAAUUUUUGGAAGAGGUUGGCAUCGAAACGGAUGAGGAUCAUAAAGUGACUGUUCCCAACAUCUAACACCGAACACACAUCCUGUGGCAGGAUUAAGAGAGUGGAGCCGACCAUUGUUACCAACAUUUUUUAUGGUCCUUGUUAAGACAAUAUGUCAAAUCUGUACAUUUGUAAAUACGUUUAAUAAUUAAACCUUAAUUUUCUGUUACAAA